AUGUCUGGUCGCAAGGACUUCCUGUCGCAACAGGCGCCGGAGAACUAUGUUGCUGGUCUCGGUCGUGGUGCUACCGGCUUCACCACACGAUCCGAUCUAGGACCAGCACGAGAAGGACCAAGUGAAGAGCAAAUCAAGGAAGCCCUCGCAAAGCGUGCCGCCGCCCUCGGAAAUGCACCUCCCACAGCAUAUGGUGUAACCAAAAAGAAGGACGAGGACGAAGAAGUCGACGAGCAAUUCCGCGACGCCGAGAACGAAGAAGGACUUUUCGCAACCGGAAAUUACGAUCGCGAGGACGAUGAGGCAGAUCGCAUCUACCAAGCAGUCGACGACCGCAUGGGCAGACGGCGCAAGAUCUCAAGGGAAGAGCGAGAACAACGCGAACGAGAAGACUUCGAACGGAAGAAUCCUAAGAUUCAGCAGCAGUUUGCCGAUCUCAAGCGAGCCCUCAAUACCGUCAGCGAUGAGGAUUGGCAGAAUAUCCCCGAGGUGGGUGACUUGACUGGCAAGAACAGGAGGAGCAAGCAGAAUAAGAACAGUCGUUUCUAUGCCGUCCCGGAUAGUGUGUUGGCAGGUGCAAGAGACAGUGGACAGUUGGGCGCGGAAGUGCAGGAUGAGGGCGCAGCGACGGAGGCGACAAAUGGUGAUCAGGCAGACGGGACUGUGACGAACUUUGCGGAUAUUGGUGCAGCGCGAGAUAAAGUGUUGCAAGCGCGUCUGGACAAAGCUGCGCAGUCUUCGGGCACGGCGACUGCAGGCACAAGCACGAGCAUCGACCCGAAGGGAUACUUGACGAGCCUAGGCAACACUGAGCUGAGCAACAUUCCCGGGGCACAAAACGUUGGUGACAUCAAGCGUGCGCGGGUGCUGCUGGAGUCAGUGAUCAAGACGAACCCUCGUCAUGGACCUGGAUGGAUCGCAGCUGCACGUCUGGAGGAGUACGCGGGCAAGAUUGUGGCAGCUCGAAAUGUCAUGCGUAGAGGCUGCGAGAUGUGCCCGAAGAGCGAAGACGUCUGGUUAGAAAGCAUGCGCCUGAACGAGAACGCGAACGCCAAGAUCAUUGCGGCAGAUGCGAUCAAGCACAAUGAUCGAUCAGUGAGGCUGUGGAUUGAGGCCUCGAAACUGGAGGCUGUACCGGCCGCAAAGAAGCGAGUACUGCGGAAAGCACUUGAUCACAUCCCGCAGUCUGUUGCAAUCUGGAAGGAAGCUGUCAAUCUUGAAGAGGACCCUGCUGAUGCUAAGCUGCUUCUUGCGAAGGCUACUGAGAUCAUCCCACUGUCGACUGAGCUGUGGCUGGCACUGGCACGUCUAGAGUCACCUGAGCAGGCACAAGUCGUCUUGAACAAAGCACGCAAAGCAGUGCCUACGAGUCACGAAAUCUGGAUCGCAGCUGCACGACUACAAGAGCAAUCUGGCAAGGAAGAUAUGGUGUACAAGGUCAUGGAUCGUGCGAUCAGAGCGCUCAUCAAGGAGUCCGCCAUGCUUAAGCGUGAGGAAUGGAUCGAGCAAGCCGAGCUUUGCGAGGAGGAGGGUGCUCUCGUCACAUGUCGAUCCAUCGUCAAGGAGACCAUCGGCUGGGGCCUUGAUGAAGACGAUGAUCGCAAACAAGUGUGGCUUGACGAUGCGAAGUCUUCGAUCGCGCGAGGCCGUUUUGAGACUGCGCGAGCCAUCUUUGCCAAAGCGAAGCAGGAGUUCUAUCACCGAAGAAGUGUCUGGCUGGCAUCGGCAGAUCUUGAGAGAAGUCAUGGCACAAAAGAGGCAUUACUCAGCGUGCUCGAAGAAGCCACCAAAUCCAUACCUACCUCCAGCGAGAUGUGGAUGCAGCUUGCCAGGGAGAAGUGGCUCACGGGUGAUGUUGCUGGCGCAAGACAAGUCCUCGGAGAAGCCUUCUCCAAGAACCCCGAAAGCGAAGACAUCUACCUCGCCGCCGUCAAGCUCGAAGCCGACAACGGCGAAGAAGAGCAAGCCCGCAGACUCCUCGCCCAAGCACGCUCCGACGCACGAACAGACCGUGUCUUUAUCCGCAGCGUCGCUUUCGAGCGCCAGACAGGCCACAACGACCGCGCGCUUGAACUCGUCAACGAAGGCAUCGAUACGUUCCCCAGAACCGACAAACUCUGGAUGAUGAAAGGUCAAAUCUACGAAGCAAAGAACAUGCUCCCUCAAGCCCGCGAAGCCUACAGCAACGGCCGCCGCAAUUGUCCGAAAUCAGUACCACUCUGGCUCCUCGCAUCCCGCCUCGAAGAACGCAUGGGCACCGUCCUCAAGGCCCGCGCAAUCCUCGACCAAGCCCGAAAAGCCGUCCCCAAAGACCCUCAACUCUGGACCGAAACCAUCCGCCUCGAACUCCGCGCAAAGAACACCCCCGCCGCCAAUCAAAAACUCGCCCAAGCGCUCCAAGAAUGCCCCAAAUCCGGCCUCAUCUGGGCCGAACGCAUCUGGCACCUCGAAGCCCGCACCCAACGCAAACCUCGUAUCCUCGAAGCGAUCCAAAAAGUCGAAAACGACCCGAUCCUCUUCAUCACCGCAGCAAGAAUCUUCUGGAGUGAGCGUAAAUUGGACAAGGCGGAUACGUGGUUCCAGAAGGCUGUGAUUUUGGAUCCGGAUUAUGGCGAUACGUGGGCUUGGUGGUAUAAGUUUUUGCUGCAGCAUGGGACGGAGGAGAAGAGGGCGGAUGUGGUGGGGAAGUGUGUGGCGAAUGACCCGAAGCAUGGGGAGGUGUGGCAGAGAGUUAGGAAGGAUCCGGCGAAUGCGGGUAACACGACGGAGGAGGUUUUGAGGAUGGUUAGUAAGGUGUUGGAGUAG
Messenger RNA from Fulvia fulva, 2805 nucleotides. Its product is annotated as Pre-mRNA-splicing factor prp1. Gene Ontology annotation, biological process: mRNA splicing, via spliceosome; spliceosomal tri-snRNP complex assembly. Bases 1 to 2805 code for a protein of 934 amino acids. NCBI's taxonomy places the organism in Eukaryota, Fungi, Ascomycota, Dothideomycetes, Mycosphaerellales, Mycosphaerellaceae. Gene Ontology annotation, molecular function: protein binding. The transcript is spliced from 2 exons. Gene Ontology annotation, cellular component: catalytic step 2 spliceosome; U4/U6 x U5 tri-snRNP complex. The record is from RefSeq and is a predicted model, not a curated record.